CACUACCCCCAAAGAACACUUCGUCACUUGCUAACAAAAGAAGACGCAAGCAACAGAGAGACACUCUGCUGUCACUGAAACACACGGCCCGUGCCAUGAGGCCAGGAGCCGAGUACCCCAUGGCCCACGUCCCUGCCGCGGCCUCCUCGGCGGCGGCGCCCCGCUCGCCGUGGCAUUCGCCGGUUCCGUACCUCUUCGGCGGGCUCGCGGCUAUGCUGGGCCUCAUCGCGCUCUCGCUCGUCGCCCUGGCCUGCUCCUACUGGAAUCUCUCCGGCGGCGGCCUCGCCGGCCAGGGCGAUGAUGACCAAACCGAUGGCCAGAAGCGCUCGGUCGCCAGGCUGGCAGGGGAGUGGCAGGGGCACGUGGUAGUCAUCAUGGCCGGCGACGAGCAUCCGACUUUCCUGGCCACGCCGGUGACGACGACGGGCCGUGACGCGGAAGGCGGCGCCGAGCAGGCAGCCGACGCGACGGCAUGCUGCGCCGCGUGCAGGUCGGAGGAGAGGAAGCUGGCCGGUGCGCGCGUGGCGGCCACGCGGCCAGCCGGCUACGAAGACGACGCGCAUAGCCGAAGUGAGCAAGCUAGUAGUAGUACUAGUUCGGUAAUUAGCUAGCGGGAUAGUAAGUACGAUUAACAUUGAAAGGUUUUCUCUGUGAUUUUCUGUUAGUUUUUC
This is a messenger RNA of Lolium perenne, 671 nucleotides long. Its product is annotated as protein GLUTAMINE DUMPER 2-like. Lineage: Eukaryota; Viridiplantae; Streptophyta; Magnoliopsida; Poales; Poaceae. Gene Ontology annotation, biological process: regulation of amino acid export. The record is from RefSeq and is a predicted model, not a curated record.